Sphaeramia orbicularis (orbiculate cardinalfish) is the source of this 4571-nucleotide messenger RNA. RefSeq names its product G protein signaling modulator 1b (gene gpsm1b). The coding region runs from base 735 to 2810 and encodes 691 amino acids. Gene Ontology annotation, biological process: establishment of mitotic spindle orientation. The record is from RefSeq and is a predicted model, not a curated record. NCBI's taxonomy places the organism in Eukaryota, Metazoa, Chordata, Actinopteri, Kurtiformes, Apogonidae. The transcript is spliced from 14 exons. Gene Ontology annotation, molecular function: GDP-dissociation inhibitor activity; G-protein alpha-subunit binding. Gene Ontology annotation, cellular component: cell cortex.
CAUUCUCCCUCUUUCUCAUCCUCCCUGUCUUUCAUUGGGAUAGUAGUCGGGCUUAGAGGUGUUGUGUUUGCUCAAUAAUUGUCCACUUGCAAUGAUUUAUACAUUAAACCGUCUCUUCUUUCGUAAUGACCUGGCAAUUUAAUGGAUACUUUUGUCAUUAUGGCUGAGGUUCACAGGGAAAAGAGAAGAACUCCUUUCUUUUGAGGAUAUUAAAAAAAAAUGAGUGAUAUAACAGCAUCUGACAGCUCAAAUUCUUUCUUCAGUUUCCUUGGAUUACCAAAAAAAGAGGUUCUGGAGAGUUGAGAAUGCCUUUUCUGAGUAUGUCUAAAUGUACCUGGAACUGGCCUUUCAUGGAAUUCUUUACUAUUCCCUCCUGGCUUUCUGCGGGAGAAGUUCACCGUUGGCUUUUUUUGGAACAUUCUGGAGGACUUGAAGUGCAGAUGUGAUUCUUGGCAGCUCUAGGGUUGUGCAAAAAACUCCCUGUUGGAUUGUGUUCAGAUUUGCUGCAAAAUUCCUGCUAUUGUGGAUUUGACUGUAGAGCAAAUUUAAAGGACAGUGCGGACUUCAUAUGGACACAAUUAGAAAACAGAAUCAUUAGAAACCAGCUCAUAAUUUUAUCUGAAUCACUAUAUAUCAUUAGAGAGAAAAGGAUUGUUCAUUACUCUAAUUUUGGCCAUGGUUGUAAAUUGUUAACCGUUGUUAACUAGUGUUAGCCAGUGUUAACCGGUGUCCUCAUGGCGUGUGAACAUUGUCCUCUGACUGGAGCAGAGAAGGCUGUGUGCAGACUAGUCCACCACGGACCCAGACCACAGGCAGUUCUAAGGCCUUUACACCUGGAGCUACAGGUGUACGUGGACAAAACACGAACCAGGCAAAAGCACAGGAUGGAGGCUUCCUGUUUGGAGUUGGCCUUGGAAGGAGAACGACUGUGCAAAGCAGGAGACUUUAAAGGUGGAACAGCGUUUUUCGAAGCAGCCGUGCAGGUUGGAACAGAAGAUCUGAAGACCCUCAGUGCCAUUUACAGCCAACUGGGAAACGCCUACUUUUAUCUGAAGGAGUACGGCAAAGCUUUGGAGUACCACAAGCAUGACCUUACUUUGGCCAGGACAAUAGGAGACAGAAUUGGAGAAGGAAAAGCCAGUGGUAACCUCGGUAACACGUUAAAAGUGUUGGGGCGCUUUGACGAGGCUGUUGUCUGCUGCCAAAGACACCUAGAUAUUUCACAAGAGCAGGGCGACAAGGUCGGAGAGGCCAGAGCGCUGUACAACAUAGGGAACGUGUUUCAUGCUAAAGGCAAACAGCAGCUGUGGGGCUGCACCCAGGAACCAGGAGACCUGCCCCCCGACGUCAGAGACACCCUGCAGAGGGCAACAGGGUUUUAUGAGAUGAAUCUGUGUUUGGUUAAAGAACUCGGUGACAGAGCUGCUCAGGGGCGGGCCUACGGUAACCUGGGCAACACUCACUACCUGUUGGGAAACUUUGUCGAAGCAAUCAAAUUCCACCGUCAGCGAUUAUCCAUCGCCAAAGAAUUUGGUGACAAAGCAGCUGAACGGCGAGCCUACAGUAACCUUGGAAAUGCCUUGAUAUUCCUGGGCCAGUUCAACACGGCCACCGAGUACUACAGGAAAACAUUGCAGCUGUCGAGGCAGCUGAGGGACCAGGUGAUGGAGGCUCAGGCCUGUUACAGUCUGGGAAACACUUACACUCUGCUGCAGCAGUACGACAGGGCCAUCGAGUACCACCUGAAACACCUGUACAUAGCCCAGGAGCUCACCGACAGGGUUGGUGAAGGUCGGGCGUGUUGGAGUCUAGGAAACGCAUAUGUGUCUUUAGGAAACCACAAACAAGCUCUGCACUACGCCAGAAAACACCUGGACAUCUCUAAAGAAAUUGGAGACAGAAAUGGAGAACUGACAGCGAGAAUGAAUGUGGAGCAGCUGAUGGAAGCACUAGGGGUCAACGAGAGCGACCUUUCACCCUCAAGUUCAGAGUUUGAGAUGCAAGGAGCAAGGCCCAAACUGACCAAGAGAAACAGCAUGGACAGUGUGGAACUAUGGAAAUACUCUUCAAAUAAGAACGGUGAGAACCAAGACUUGGAGAGUAUACCCAGGAGGUCCAAAAGUCAGCAGUCCCAGUUUGGGAAAAGGAAAGGCUAUCCGGACAGUCAGUCGUCAGAUGAACGGCCGUGGCUGGACUCUCCUGUCGACACUGAUGACAUCACCGUGCAAGUCCCGCCCCCAGUGCCAAAGCUGGGCCGUGACCCGUCUGAUGAGGACUGCUUCUUCGACCUCCUUAGUAAGUUCCAGAGCAGUCGUAUGGACGAUCAGCGCUGCCACCUCGAUGAGCCACAAAACGGAGACAACGGAGACGGUGCUGCUGAUUCUGUUCCAUCCUUGAACGAGAUGAUAGAUCCUGCGAACACCACUUCCCCCCAGACGGAGGAGCUGUUUGACUUGAUUGCGAGCUCCCAGAGUCGUCGUCUUGAUGACCAGAGGGUGAACGUUGGGAACCUUCCCGGACUGAGGAUUACCCAUAACAACCUGGGUCACCUGGUGGGGGAGGGAGACCAUCAAGAACCCAGCGAUGACUUCUUUAACAUGCUCAUCAAAUGCCAGUCGUCCAGGAUCGAUGACCAGCGGUGCUCCCCACCUGAAGGGGGCCCCCACGCCCCCACGGUGCCUGAUGAAGACUUCUUCAGUUUAAUCCAGAGGGUGCAGGCCAAACGUAUGGAUGAGCAGCGCGUCCAGCUCCCCACAGACGAACAGGACACACCCCCGGAUCCUGAGCCGCCGGGGGGGUUUUCCAGAUAGGACUGAUUGAAUGAAGCUGCACACUUCCUUGUCAAAGAAAAGCAAACCAGAAAAAAUAAGAGCACGACGAGCCAACAUUUGACAACAGGACCCAAAAGUAAACUAACAACGUCUGUUAAUAACAACCCCAUGUGCAAUAGGUGGCGCCCUGUCAAAUGUUGCUCUUUGUAUUAUGUUCGAAAUGUAUGUUGAUAUAACAUUGAAAAAGGUACAUUUAAAGUUGGUUAUGUGAGAAAAUAAUAUAAGUUGGAUUUUUUUUACUAAUUAGUAAUGAUUUUUCAUCUUAAUAACAUGAAGUAACAUGAAAUAUGUAAUCUAAUGCCUUAAUCAGCAUCUUGUCAGACUUACGAUUGUAUCCCUGUUGGUUUUAGAUGCGCACGACGGGUGAACAGUGUGUGGAGGACUAAUGUGAAGAGCUGAGAGUUUUGGAAAUCCCAUUUAUUUAUUUAGAAAAGUAUCUGAACACACAUCAGUAGGCAGAUUAUCUCCUAAAUGAUGACACAUAAGCAUUCAACAGACGUGAAUGUUUUAGUUAAAUGAUUUGACCAGGAUUAGAUUUGUGAUCACAUGUAUUAGUUGUUAUUUUUUUUUAAAUCAAUGAUGUUUAUCUUUUCCACCACCAUUAAAAGACUGGUAUUAUAGUGCAGUAACAGUAUUAGAAAGAAACAGCCAGUGUUAAACAAACAGCUUUGUUCAGAUGAAAAUGUACCAAUUAUUCGGAGAAAAAUUAAAAAUCAGUUGAUUUCUUUAAACUUCGACGUGAUUCUCCACGCAAAUAUGAUUUACGUGUUUAUGCAUCACUGAAAACAGUUUUUAUAUAAAUAUAUAAAUACAGUGUGCAGUCACCCAGGUUGCUGAGUAAGUGAUUAUAAAAUAGCUGCUUCUUUUGGUGAUUCAACAUUGUGUGUGAUAAUCUAAGCUCCAGUUAAUGUUUCUGCUUUUGCUUUUAAAGUGACCAACGAUGUUCUGAACAUCUGAAAACAAACUACUGCUUACUACCAUUACUAAAAUAUAACUUAGACACAGAGAAGGAAGAUGAACAAGUCUGAAGAAUCUAGUAUCAUGAACAAAGUCAAAGCGGUCAUCUGUAGGUUUCACUGCUAGUACGCUGCCUCCCUGUGGUCAAACCUUUGUACUACACCUGUGAAAUACAACAGUACAAUCUCUCCACCGCUGGACUCUCAAACAUAUUCACUGUUUGUGACUGUUUAUAGGACAUGUUUGUAAUGCUUAUAUUUUGCUGAAAGCGUAUUGAUUCUGGGCACUUUCUUAUCAUUUCAAUGGUGACUUUUGUAAUUACUUGUACUACAGCUAUGGAGAUUUUUUUGCAAAUUAUGGUAAAUAUGUUAAAAAAUCAACUCGAGAGGUACAGAACGAUUUUUUUUAAUGUUUGUAAGCUCUUAGAAACAAAUCUUAUUUGAUCUAUGGACUUGCUUUAUAAUUGAGACUUAGUGCAUACCUCAUUUUUGUACCUCGGUGUAAUUACUGAGCCUGAGUUCUGAACCAGGAUGGAUCAUAUAUCGAGUUCACGCUCAUUAUUUUUGAUUCAUGCCUGUUUGAUAAAAAUCACAUUGGGAGCGACAGUAAAUAUUUUCCUUUCCUGUUUUUUGUGAAUUAACAUUUCUAGAGAGUACCUGGUGCGCUAUUUGUCACUGCCAUAAUUUGUACAUACAUGUGUAUAUAUAUAUAUUUUGUAUUUAUGUUCCAUUUGAGGGCAUAAACAUGUCCCCUCAUGCUUUUAAUAAAAUGUUUCAGAUGCUU